Cylicocyclus nassatus is the source of this 264-nucleotide messenger RNA. The record is from the annotation of a GenBank genome assembly. NCBI's taxonomy places the organism in Eukaryota, Metazoa, Nematoda, Chromadorea, Rhabditida, Strongylidae.
AUGUCACGUCUCGAAAUGCGCAUCACAAAUGCGGCAGCCUGCGGCAGCCGACCACGUUUUUUGUCAAUGUUCAUAAGGCAUGGCAGGAGUUUUGCAAAUCAGUCUGUCAACUACAUAACACUCCACGACUUCGUCAUCUGUUUGGUUGGCCUGCUCGAACGCGACCACAAUGAAAACUUUGUUGUAGCAAAUUUCAGUCGACAACUGACACGACUGGUGGAAAAACUUGAUACGAAGCAUAGCAAAUCUUUUUGUCAAAUGUAA